Plutella xylostella (diamondback moth) is the source of this 3778-nucleotide messenger RNA. It is a transcript of the gene LeuRS, whose product is annotated as Leucyl-tRNA synthetase. Gene Ontology annotation, molecular function: aminoacyl-tRNA deacylase activity; ATP binding; leucine-tRNA ligase activity. Gene Ontology annotation, biological process: leucyl-tRNA aminoacylation. The record is from RefSeq and is a predicted model, not a curated record. NCBI's taxonomy places the organism in Eukaryota, Metazoa, Arthropoda, Insecta, Lepidoptera, Plutellidae.
GCUGACGACUACUACGACUGACAGUUGACGUUGACGGAUUGCCGACGUGUGCGGUGAAAUGUGUUGUUAUAUUUUAAUUUUAUCUUAAAAUUAUAGAAAUUGAUCUCGUCACCGCUGUGCUGCUGUGUGAAAAGAUAAAAUGGCUGCUCUAGAUCGAAAGGGAACCUUCAAAGUUGAAUAUCUUCAAGAAAUUGAGAGAAAGGUCCAGGAGAGAUGGGAAAAAGAGAAGAUAUUUGAAGUGGAAGCUCCGAAUGAUGGGAAACCUCACGAGAAGUUUAUGUGUACAUUCCCGUAUCCAUACAUGAAUGGACGCCUGCACCUCGGCCACACUUUCUCACUCUCAAAAUGUGAAUUUGCUACCAGGUACCACAGGCUGAAGGGGAAGAUGGUGCUGUUUCCUUUUGGCUUCCACUGCACAGGAAUGCCCAUCAAGGCCUGUGCGGACAAGUUGAAGCGGGAGAUGUCACUCUACGGUUGUCCUCCAGUGUUUCCCGAAGAAGAAGAGACUGUCGUUGAAGAAAAAGGAGAUAUUGUCCCUAAAGAUAAGAGCAAAGGGAAGAAAAGCAAAGCAGUAGCGAAGGCAGGCGCAGCCAAGUACCAGUGGCAGAUCAUGCGCAGUAUUGGGGUGCCCGAGGAAGAGAUCAAGGAGUUUGCUGAUGCCUACUACUGGCUUGACUACUUCCCACCGAGGGCUGUUGAGGAUUUGAAAAGAAUUGGCAUACAUGUAGAUUGGAGAAGAAAGUUCAUCACAACUGAUGCCAACAAAUUUUAUGAUUCCUUCAUAAGAUGGCAGUUUUACCAUCUGAAGGAGCGUAAAAAGAUCAUGUAUGGUAAGAGAUACACCAUCUUCUCUCCGAUGGACAGCCAGCCGUGCAUGGACCACGACCGCAGCACGGGCGAGGGCGCCGGGCCCCAGGAGUAUACCCUCAUCAAGAUGGAGCUUCUGAAGCCCUUCCCCAAGGUUCUCAAGUCACUAGAAGGCAAGAAAGUAAACUUUGUUGCGGCUACACUAAGACCUGAAACAAUGUAUGGGCAGACCAACUUCUGGGUCCAUCCUGAUAUCACGUACAUUGCUUUCGAAACAACUGACGACGGCAUCUACAUUUGCACGCGGCGCGCGGCACGGAACAUGUCCUACCAAGGAUUUACCAAAAAAGAUGGACAGUAUGAGGUGGUGCUAGAAGCUGUUGGACAAGACCUGCUAGGAGCAGCUGUGAAGUCUCCACUUACGGUUUACCCAAAAAUUUACGCUCUCCCAAUGCUUACAAUUAAAGAAGACAAAGGCACUGGAAUCGUUACUAGCGUCAUCUCUGACUCACCAGACGAUUACGCUGCAUUUGUUGAUCUGCAGAAGAAGCCAGCCUUCAGGGAAAAGUAUGGUAUUACAGAUGAGAUGGUGCUCCCAUUUGAGGCUGUACCUAUUCUAGAAAUCCCUGAGUACGGCAACCUAUCCGCCAUUCACGUGUACGAUAAACUAAAGAUACAAAGUCAGAAUGAUAAGGACAAGCUGCUCCAGGCUAAAGAGAUGGUUUAUCUGAAAGGCUUCUACGACGGCGUGUUACUAGUCGGUGAAUUUAAGGGCAAGAAGAUCCAAGAUGUGAAGAAGAAUCUGCAGACCAAACUGGUAAACGAGAAUGGGGCCAAGAUUUACUAUGAGCCUGAGAAGACUAUCAUAUCAAGGUCUGGGGAUGAGUGCGUGGUGGCGCUGUGCAACCAGUGGUACUUGGACUAUGGCAAUGAGCAGUGGAAGGCGCAAGUCAUGAAAGCGCUAGAGAAGAUGAACACAUACCACGACGAAGUCCGCAAGAAUUUUGUCGCUACAUUAAACUGGCUGCAUGAGUAUGCUUGCUCACGAACUUAUGGUCUUGGAACCAAGUUGCCGUGGGACGAACAAUGGCUGAUCGAGUCUCUAUCUGACUCGACAAUCUACAACGCGUACUACACGAUCGCUCACUUCCUGCAAGGAGGCACGUACCGCGCAGACCAAGGCAACGAGCUCAAUAUCAAGCCAGAAGACAUGACACACGAAGUGUGGAACUACAUCUUCUUCAACGACGCUCCCUUCCCGAAAACAACGAAAAUCGCCAAGAAAUCUCUAGACCAAAUGAAGAAAUCCUUCCAGUUCUGGUAUCCAGUAGACCUACGAGUGUCUGGCAAGGACUUGAUACAGAACCACUUGACGUUCUUUAUAUACAACCAUGUAGCCAUGUGGCCUAAUGAAGAGGACAAAUGGCCGAAGAGUAUUCGCGCUAAUGGUCAUCUGAUGUUGAACUCGGCAAAGAUGUCAAAGUCUGAGGGUAACUUCCUGACUCUGGCGGAGUCGGUGACGAAGUUCAGCGCCGACGGCAUGCGGCUGUCGCUCGCCGACGCAGGGGACUCGGUGGAAGACGCCAACUUUGUGGAGAGCACGGCCGAUGCGGGCAUCCUGAGGCUGUUCACGUUCAUCGAGUGGGUUAAGGAGAUUGUCGCUACCAAGGCUUCUUUAAGAUCAGGUGAACACAAUUUCCACGACAAAGUGUUCACGAGCGAGAUGAACCUCAAGAUCAACCAGACGGACGACAACUACAACAAGAUGCUGUUCAAGGAGGCCCUCAGGACCGGAUUCUUUGAGCUGCAGGCCGCGCGCGAUAAGUACAGAGAGCUGUGCAGCGACGGCGGCAUGCACGUGGAGCUGGUGGUGCGCUACAUCGCGACGCAGGCCAAGCUCGUGUCGCCGAUCUGCCCGCACGUGGCGGAACAUGUGUGGGAGCUGCUGGGGAAUAAGCGAAGCAUCCUCCACGAGACGUGGCCAGUGGCGGGCGAGAUCGACGAGGUGGCAGUAAAAGCAAGUAACUACCUGAUGGACGCCGCUCACUCAUUCCGCAUCUACCUGAAGAACCAUUCCGCUGUCAAGAAGCCCAAGAAGGGGGAAGCCCCGAAACCCGCUGAGAAGCCGAAUAAAGCUAUCCUGUGGGUGGCGAAGGAGUACCCUAAGUGGCAGCAUAUUAUUCUGACUACAAUGAAGCAGCUUAAUGGGCCGACAGGACUGCCAGACAACAAGGCGAUCUCCACAGCUCUCAACUCUAUACCUGACCUGAAGAAGUACAUGAAGCGAGUCAUGCCCUUCGUGCAAGCGACUAGAGAGAACAUGGACAAGAUCGGCGCGGACGCCCUGUCGGUCGGCCUGCUGUUCGACGAGGCUGCUAUUUUGAGGGACAACACGCCGUAUUUACUGAGCACGCUUGAUCUGGACUCCAUAGAAGUGAAACACACGGACAGUCCCGACGCGCCAGAGAAGACAAAAGAAGACUGCUCUCCAGGGCAACCCCACGUCAGCUUCUACACGGAGCCAGGAGUGGCGGUCAGCAUCCACAACCCGACGCCUCUGAGCGGCCUCUUCACCGUCACGCUGACGCUGGCUGAUGGAGACACUGUGGAGAAGGUUAAGGGGAAGCUUGCGAAGGAGGUUAAGGCUGUUAAGGAUAUCGCGAGUCUGAAGUUAUGGCGGUAUGAAGACCCGGUGCUCGGCCCUCGCAAGAUCCCAGUCAUCGGCGACUAUCCCAGCAAAUGUAUUACUUUGGACAACGCUGCAGUAUUAAAAGUGGAUACCACGGCCAACAAAGUUGAGCUUGUGUCGAAUGGAAAGAACAUAGAUUUAGGUCUACAAAUGUUAUACACAUACGAAAAGUCUGUGUAACAUGACUGGCGUGUGUACUUUUUUACCUAUGAUAAAUUAUUUAUUUGCCAUUUCUUACUUCUGUUAACAAUGUUUCAUUGCAAUAUACAUCCGUCAUACUCA